CCCUCUCCAACAACAUAUAUAGACCUUGGUUGAGAUUUGGGAAAUCGAUCAGUUGCAAUAUAUAUAUAUAUUCACGUUUUAUAUAAGUUUCAUUUGCUUGUUUAAUUCACUAACAAUGGCUGCAUUCCACUUAUCUCUAUCACUUGUUGCUCUGCUUUUUGCUUUGUCUGCCAUUGUUUCUGAGAGUCGAGUUGCGAGGAAGGACCUGGGUGUGGAUCUUGGUGGCGUUGGAAUUGGAGCUCGAACAGGAAUAGACGUGGGUGUAGGAGGCAGCGUGGGUUUAGGAGGAGGCGGCAGUGGCUCUGGGUCUGGCUCGGGCUCGGGUUCUGGCUCUGGCUCUGGCUCUGGCUCAGGUUCUGCUUCUGGGUCUGGUUCAGGGUCCAGUGCAGGCUCGGAAGCAGGUUCAUAUGCUGGGUCUCGAGCUGGAUCUGGUUCAGGGUCCAGUGCAGGCCCGGAAGCUGGUUCUCGAGCGGGGUCAGGCUCAGGAGGAAACCAAGAACAAGGAACAGGCGAAGGCCGUGGACGUGGUUCAGGUUCAGGGUCUGGACAUGGUGAGGGUUCUGGUUCUGGUUCUGGUUCUGGCAGAGGAAGCGGAUCGGGCAGUGGUGAAGGUUACGGCGAGGGGCAUGGCUAUGGUAAAGGUUCCGGUAGCGGAGAUGCCAACUAAGAAUAUUAAAUAUGCUACGACAAAUGGUCCCGUAAAACUGAAAAUCUUUGUCAUCGUAUUUGUUAUAUAAAUAAGUAGAUGGUGAUGAAUAUGUAUCCUAUAAGUAUGGCCAUAUUAUAAUAUGAAAUAUUGUGUGGUGUGAUCA
Messenger RNA from Alnus glutinosa, 812 nucleotides. RefSeq names its product glycine-rich cell wall structural protein-like. NCBI's taxonomy places the organism in Eukaryota, Viridiplantae, Streptophyta, Magnoliopsida, Fagales, Betulaceae. The record is from RefSeq and is a predicted model, not a curated record. Bases 116 to 667 code for a protein of 183 amino acids. The transcript has a single exon.